ACCGGAAGUCAACAAGGCGCUAGCAGCGUUAGCAUCGUUAGCUCUGUGUGUGUGUGAGAGGUGAAUGUGUUGAGUGUGUGCAGCAACAAUGUCUUCAGUUCAGUCUCUGAGAGAGUUUAUCAGCGAGCGACUAACUGCUGCUGCUGAAGAAAUAUUCACAGAGUUUGAAAAAACCAUCGUCCGGUACGAGGAAGAGAUCGAUCGUCAGCGCAGACUGCUGGACAUCAGCUGGAAACCUCACACACACCUGCACACAACAGAACUUCAGCAGAAUUACAACUGGAAAGAAGACGAAGUUCUCGCUGAGUUGCAGAUCAAGAACCAGGAGUGGAACUCUGGUUUUGGCCAGGAGGAUCCAAAACCUCCAGCAGGAGAUCAACAACCUCAAAAAAGUGAAGACCAGGAGGAACAACGAGUACAGAUAAAAGAGGAACAGGAGGAACCAGAACCUCCACAAUUGAAUCAGGAACAGGAAGAAUCAGAACUUCCACAGACAACAGGGGAACUGGGAGAACCAGAACCUCCACAGAUGAAAGAGGAACAGGAGGAACUCUGUAUCACUCGGGAUGAGGAGCAUCAAGUUUUGAAGCUGGAGGAUGAGACCUUCAUGGUGACAGUUGACUUUGAGGAAAGAAUCCACAGGGAACCAGAACCAAACUGGGACCAACUCCCUUCACAGAACUUUCCUCAUACUGAGAACCAAGACCAGGAAGAUGUAGGAACUUCUGGAGACAGAGAACUAAACCCCAAGAACCGACCUGACAGAAGCCAAAGUAGUGAUGUGAAAAACUUUUCAGGAAAUCUGUUUGAUCCUGAGGCUGAAGGGAAACCUGUAAAAUGUGAUGUUUGUGGAAAACGCUUUAGGGAUAAUCAUCAAAUGAAGGAGCAUAGAAGAAUCCACACUGGUGAGAAGCCCUUUACCUGUCAAACAUGUGGAAAAAGCUUCUCUUUAAAAAGUCGGUUAACGAUUCAUAGAAGCACCCACACUGGUGAGAAACCAUACUCAUGCAAAACAUGUGGUAAAAGUUUCACUAAACGUCAAAUAGUGAUCCACAUGAGAAUGGGCCAUAUGAGACUUCACACUGGAGAGAAGCCCUUUUUGUGUAAAAUAUGUGGUAAAUGCUUCACUCGAAGGAGCGGUCUGAAGAUUCACAUGAAAACACACACUGGUGAGAAGCCCUUUUUGUGUAAAUCCUGUGGCAAACGCUUUUCUUUGAACUGUACUUUAAAAGCCCACUUGAGAACUCACACUGGUGAGAAGCCCUUUUCCUGUGAGACAUGUGGCAAUUGCUACUCUCAGAAGAGCAGUUUGAUCAAACACAUUCGAACUCACACCGGUGAGAAGCCCUUUACCUGUGAGAUAUGUGGCAAGAGCUUCUCUCAGAAGAUCCAUCUGAUCAGCCACACUAGAACUCACACUGGUGAGAAGCCAUUUUGCUGUGAGAUAUGUGGUAAAAGUUUCAGCCAAAAAAGGACUUUGAGUGAUCACAUGGAAACUCACAUGGGUGAGAAGCCCUGUACUUCCUCUAAACCUCUGCUAGAGCAGCUUGUUCUGAAGCAGGAGGCCAAUACCUUCAUGGUGACGUCUGCCCAUGAGGAACGGGACCAUAUUAAACUAGAACCAAACUGGGAUGAAGUCCUUCCUGAGAUCAGAGACCAGUUAGGUUCAGGACCAUUUAGAGACCAAGAACUAAACCCAAAGAGUAGCCCUGACAGAAACCAAAGUGUUUUAGAGACACGGUGUGAGGCCCAGAUGGACAGAAAAAUUGCUAAAUACGAUAUUUGUAGGAAAGGCUUCAGCAGUAAAUAUAGGAUGGACAUUCAUCGAAGAGUCCACACUGGUGAGAAGCCCUAUGCCUGCACAACCUGCCAGAAAACGUACAAACGUAGAGACUACUUGUUGAACCACAUGAGAACUCACACUGAACUCCCGCAGCAUUUUGUCUGGAGACGUGAGGAGCUGGAGGUUCCCACUGAGCAGCAGCUCAGGAACCACAAGAUGAACUCUGGAUUGGACCAGGAGGAACCACAACCUCCAGCAGGAGAUCAUCAACCACAGAAAACAGGAGACCAGGAGGAACCCAGACAUUUACAACAAGAGGAACCUGAACCUCCAGAGGAAGAACCAGACCUUCCAGAGAAGGAACCAGAAUCACAAGUUAAAGAACCAGAACCUCCACGGAUGAAAGAGGAACAGGAGGAACUCUGCAUCAGUCAGGAUGAAGAGCAGCUUGGUGUGAAGCUGGCAGCUGAGACCUUCAUGGUGACUGUUGGCUUUGAGGAAAAAGAUCACUGGGAACCAGAAGCAAACUGGGAACAACUCCUUCAGAAUUCUUCUGAAACUGAGACUCAAGAUCAGGAAGGAAGCAGGACUGAAGAUCCUGGAUCCAGCAGAGAAGAGGAGCUGACACAGAAUGAGAGACGUCCUCAAACCAGAGAACAUGGAGACGAUGUGGACAGUCCAGAACUGAAGAGACACAAGAAAAGUCACACAGCAUGUCAACCAAGACAGCCCAGCAACAUCCAGAACUUUGAGGAGUGCAGGGCAAAUAUCUUCCAGUACAAAAGCUACCUCGUAAUCCUUAGAUGUAGGUAUGGAAGAACCAACCCCAAAGACCCCUGA
Nematolebias whitei (Rio pearlfish) is the source of this 2623-nucleotide messenger RNA. Its product is annotated as zinc finger protein 665. Lineage: Eukaryota; Metazoa; Chordata; Actinopteri; Cyprinodontiformes; Rivulidae. Bases 89 to 2623 code for a protein of 844 amino acids. The record is from RefSeq and is a predicted model, not a curated record. The transcript has 5 exons.